CCUCUAGAGGGGGUGGGAUUUGUGGGAAGGAGAGCAUCCAGCACAGAAGGGUUGGGGUAAGAUUUGGAAGUGUAGAUGAGCAUAGCAGUGGGAUGGGGGGCAGCGGGGGAGGAAGCAAGAGCCUCCAGUGUUGGAGCGAACACCAGCAUCCAUCACAGAUAAAAUAGUGUGGGAUUUGGGAAGAAAUAUGGGGAGCUGACUCUCCAAUACAGGCAGGAUAAGGUGAGAUCUUCGAGGAGCUGGGGAGUGACCAUACUGUGCAGGAAGGACAUUGAAGGGAUCUGGGAAGGGACUAGGGUGAAGCCCCACUUCAGGCAGCUCAAGGAUUGUAAUUGAAACACAAGAUGGCAAGAAACAGCCACAGCAGCUAUGUCCUUCAGCAGCUAAACAACCAAAGAGAGUGGGGUUUUCUCUGUGACUGCUGCAUUGCUAUUGAUGAUAUUUAUUUUCAAGCACACAAAGCAGUCCUAGCUGCCUGCAGCUCUUAUUUUAGGAUGUUUUUUAUGAACCACCAACACACCACAGCCCAGCUGAAUCUCAGCAACAUGAAGAUUAGUGCUGAAUGCUUUGAUCUCAUAUUGCAGUUUAUGUAUUUAGGAAAAAUUAUGACUGCCCCUGCUAACUUUGAACAAUUUAAAGUGGCAAUGAACUAUCUACAGUUAUAUAAUGUGCCCGAAUGUUUAGAAGAUAUACAAGAUACAGACUCCUCUAACUUAAAGUGUUCAUCUUCUGCGUCUAGUACACAGAAUAGUAAAAUGAUAUUUGGUGUGAAAAUGUAUGAAGACACACUUACUAGAAAUGGUGGGGAAGUAAACAGGUGGUGUGCGGAGCCACCAAGUUCAACUAUAAGCACGACCCAUAACAAGGAGCCUGAUGAAGAAGCUUUGCAGCUAGGCAGCUUCCCUGAACAACUGUUUGAUGUUUGCAAAAAAAGCACCAUGUCCAAAUUCUCUAACACAAAAGAUCGUGUGUCACAUUCGCGCCGCUUUGGAAGAAGCUUUACCUGUGACAGCUGUGGGUUUAGUUUUAGCUGUGAAAAGUUACUGGAUGAGCACGUGUUAACAUGCACUAAUAGGCAUUCAUACCAAAAUACCAGGUUUUAUGGUAUUGAAAAAAUGGACUUUAGUGAAAAAGACUCUGCUUCUAAACUACUGGUUUCACAAACAGAGAACUAUAAAGGGGAUACCAGUCAAGUAGCCGAUGACUCUUCAUCUCCCAUGUCAAACAUAACAAGCAGAAAAAGUAGUAUAGUUGCAUCUGAGACAUCAGGUGAAGAAGGAAGUAGAGCCAGUGAGAGGAAAAGGAUUAUCAUCAAGAUGGAACCAGAGGAUAACCAAGAAGAUGAACUGAAGGAUUUUAACAUUAUUAAAGUGACAGAUAAGGACUGUAAUGAAUCUACUGACAAUGAUGAAUUAGAUGAUGAACAGGAAGAGCCACUUUACAGAUACUAUGUUGCAGAAGAGAUGAAUGAAAAGAGACAUUCUCGAAAAACUCUGAAACCCCGGUUGUCUAUCGAUGAGAAUGCAAGAAAAUGUUUAAAAAACGCAAGGCAUCUUAACAGGAAAGUUUCUCCAGUGCAGGAAGAUGCAGAGAAUUCUUCCUGCGAACUGUGUGGGCUAACAAUUACAGAGGAAGAUCUAUCCUCACAUUAUUUAUCUAAACACAUAGAAAAUAUAUGUGCCUGUGGCAAAUGUGGCCAAAUAUUGGUCAAGGGUAGACAGUUACAGGAUCAUGCACAAACCUGUGGAGAACCCCAGGACCUGACAAUGAAUGGCAUAAGAAAUGCUGAGGAAAAAAUGGACUCAGAAGAGAAUCCUGAGGAACAGUCUGAAAUAAGGGAUAUGAUGUUUGUAGAGAUGUUGGAGGAUUUCAGGGACAGUCACUUCCAAAUGAACAGUCUUCCAAAUAAACAGUUAUAUAAGCAUUCUGCCUGUCCUUUCCGAUGUCCUAAUUGUGGUCAGCGUUUUGAAACUGAAACGCUAGUGGUAGAACAUAUGUCAAACUGCCUCGAUCAAGAUCUGUUUAAGAACGCUAUUAUGGAAGAGAAUGAAAGAGAUCAUAGACGCAAACAUUUCUGCAAUCUUUGUGGGAAAGGAUUUUAUCAGCGUUGUCACUUACGGGAACAUUACACUGUUCACACCAAGGAAAAACAAUUUGUUUGUCAGACAUGUGGGAAGCAGUUUUUAAGAGAACGCCAGCUGCGGCUCCACAAUGAUAUGCACAAAGGCAUGGCCAGUGAAAUAGGGACGUCUAAGCUGAAGAACUGAAAGCUCCAAAUUUGAAGAGGACAUGGGGGAGAAGCAGUCUGCAAAAGACUACUUUAAGCUCAGAACCACCUUUGCCAGACCUGAACUGGCACCAACUUUGCCUUCCUGACAGACCACACCAGUUGGUAAUGGCACCCACAACAGAGUCAAAUAAGAGUUCUCAGUAAAAACCUUUUGGACUUGUCUCCAAAUUAUAUUAUAAUUUACUCCAAAUUAUAUUAUGAUUUACUGGUGACUAUCCUUACAUCUAUGGAAAAUAAACUGAACUCUCAUCUCCCAGGGCAGAUAACCAAAAGAGCUGCAUGCUAGGUGUUGAGGGUUACACUGAAAUCUGCUAGCAGAUCCUGCAAAUCACUUGCUGCAAUCCUUUUGUAAAAUGAACAUUGAUAAGGUUGCCAUCAAAACUUUUAGACUUUUUAAAACAAUACAAAUUAACAAGAUGUAAUUUUAAUAUAUUCAGGGCAAUUACAAUAAUAAAUCAAGAGUUAAAACAACAUCCACAUUUGUUCUAGUCUGGAGAAUAAGAUGCAAAACCCCAAAAACCUAUCUGGGGUCAUGUGAAAGGAUACAACCGGAAAUGAGGCUUCUAAUCAAGAGAGGAAAACUUUAAUUUUCCUGUUGCUUCCCUACUGCCAUCACCAAUUGCUGAUCGUGCUAUUGAAGACCUGUGAAGCACUACCUUUAAGUGGGGGUAAGGAGAUAGUGUUGGAAUCCUACAAGAAGACUGGUGAAUUAAUGUGACAGACUGAUUGGCCAUAACAUGCGUGAAUGUGAAAUAAUCUUCAAAGGGAACAGUAUGCACUUUGUUCUGAAUGUGAGACUUGCAAGGCAAACCUAAAGGAGAGAAGGAGGCAUUCAUUUUGUGACCCAAGCAUCUCAGCACUCCUAAUAUUUCCAGCUAAAUUAAUGAGCUUAGAGCAUAACAGGGCAUUCAGUGUUUAGCAUUCAGGGUUUGGACAGAUUAGAAAAACCAUCAAGCUUCCCCACUACAGACCAAAAUGGAUCAAAUUCAGACAUGUCAAUAGAAUAAAAUUUUGAUUUAGCAUUAUCUACUACUACAGCACUGCAUCUCACUGAUUCUGUUAUGGCUGUAAAAAGAUAUGGUUUUUUUUAGAAAUAAUUGUUAUAUAGAGGUGUUUGUGUAUACUUUUACUUAUUACUUGCAUUUGCUUACUUCUUUGGCAUGCUUAGCCUAUUGUCUGUACUGCUGCUUGUGUGGACCAUGUGCCUUUCUCCUAGUUCUAUAAAUUAGCUACAGUAUGCAAAUGAUAGAGAAAAUAUUACGUGUCGGUGGGUUGGGAUGCUUUAUUUGAUUGCAUACCCUUAACCAUUUUAGCAGGCAGAAGUGUAAAGGGAGAUCAAGAACAUGUUACUGCACCUUUAAAGGUUGAGUACAAUGCUGGGAAUGUUCACCAGUCUGGCCUUCUGGCUAUUUUAAAACAAUAGAAAAAAAAGUGAUUCAUCUGUGAACAUGAAAAGAGGAGAGAGAACUAACCCACUGGUGAGUUCCUAAGGGAGAAGACACAACAUAGUAAGGCAUUGACAGGAAAUGGAGCUGAUCUUCCAGAGAAUGGGAAACCUGUGGCACUCUCAAGACUUGCAACUCUUACAAAGCAAGAAAAGAGAAAUGGGCACAAUAUUAACAGACAGCAGCCUGCUCUGGGCCUCCCCAAAAUAUUUAUGCAAAGGGAGCCUGGAGCAGGCUGUGACUGCUGUAACAUAGCAAUUAUUUGUAGUCUCUGUAAAAUAACAUCAAGGGACAUCCCAGGUUUUAAAGAUAUUACUUUA
This is a messenger RNA of Pelodiscus sinensis (Chinese soft-shelled turtle), 4055 nucleotides long. Lineage: Eukaryota; Metazoa; Chordata; Testudines; Trionychidae. The record is from RefSeq and is a predicted model, not a curated record.